Molecule: messenger RNA, 976 nt
Organism: Glycine soja
Lineage: Eukaryota; Viridiplantae; Streptophyta; Magnoliopsida; Fabales; Fabaceae
Exons: 8
Coding region: 63-737 (224 amino acids)
Source: RefSeq, a predicted model, not a curated record
AAUGAAUACAGUAAAAAACAACAUAUCUUCCUCAUUUCAUCUGUCUUUUUAACAUUGCUACAAUGCCUGGAAGAAGAUGUAUAAACAGGAAUCCUACAUCUGCAUUUAUUGAGCCGAUCCAUGAGAUACAAUUUGAACAAGUGCUGGGUCCUAUAAAUAGAUAUACCAAUUAUCCUAAUACUAUAGGAGGAUUCCCAAUGCAAACUCAAUUGCAAAAUACUCAACAGACUCUGCAACAAGGAUUAUCAGGCUUUCAUCAUAACUUGUAUGGAAUAAGAGAGUCAUCCUUGAGGAAUGUUAGGAUAGGGUCCCCUGUGCAAAAUCAAUUUCCAAACACUUCACAGACUUUACAUGGAGGAGUAUUGGGCAUUCAUCAUAAUUCCUAUGAAAUAGGAGAGUCAUCAUCAUCAAGGAAUGUAAGGAUGAGAAUGACAAUUGAAGAGCCUCAACUGAGUAGCUCACUUUAUCCAACUGGUCAAGUCAGUAGAAACCCUUCCCCACCAUGGGCUGGACGAAACACAACUUAUGAUCCAUCAUAUGAUACGCGCGGUUUACCUGUGGAUCCCCAUUUAAGAUGCCUUACCUAUAUGAAUUGCAACCAGCCAUGGGCUAUAAGAAACACACUUUAUGAUCCAUCAUAUGCACUGCGUGGAUUAGCUUCGGACCCCCAUUUGAGAUGUUUGUCCUUAGAAAAUGCAGCCAACCAUGGUAAUGGUGAUAGGUUGGGUUCGAACUGAUCUCAAGCAAUGACUUCACCUUGACAAGGGAGCUGUCAUUCAUCUAUGCUUUGAAUCAUGAUAAUUUAGACAAUUAUGAGAAUUUUUGAGAUUUUAAUUAGCUUUUCUAAGCACAUUUAGUAGUUAAUAAUUUGGACUUGGUUGCUGAUAUGUGUUUAGAGAUUUUCUUUGGCAUUAAAAUUUGUAGACUGGUUUCGUGAUUGGCUUUUCGUUGAUUAUUGAAUCUAUUUGGAACCUUA